AUGUUCCAUCAACCGCCAGACAAGCCUCGCGCUUCUGGCUUCGAUGAUGAUCCGUUUGGGUUUGUUGCCAACCAGGCCUGGGAACGGUAUGGCUUCAGCAAUAUGUCAUCGCCUCCGCCCCCGGGCCCUCAGCCUAUGCAGAGAACCGGACGAGCCUAUUCCACAGCAUCUGUAAUGGACUGGACGCCCGAGAUUGACACACCCUUUCACCACCACAACGGCGAUGGAGUUGCCAUGUCGCCAUCAGAGAGUGUCGAAAUGAGCGGUAUGAAUCCGGCUCAAGGAGGAGGAGGGGGAGGAGUCAGUCGCUUGGUCGCGCAAUUCGAGAACAAAGGAUAUGUCCCUCCACUGCCUCCGAGGCCCAUCAAUAACGCGCAUCACCAAACGCAUCACCUUGGUACCAGUCCCUCAAUAUCGUCACACUUUGGAAGCCUAAAUUCCGUAGCCCAAUCGCAUAGGAUCUCGAGUCCCGUUAAUAGCUCAGGUGAAUCUCAGUAUGGCUCUCUCGGAAUUCACUCGCCGCCAACUCCCAGCCCGAUUGCCACCAGUAUGGGUCGCUCCGGCAGUGUGCACUUUGGUAGUUUUCAUGACACCCAGCAAGUGCACAGUCCUGGUAUUGGGACGCCGUUUGGAAGCAUGGAUGGGUUCAUGAACACUACCCGUGUGAAUAGUCCAAUGGUAUCGACGCCUAUGGUGGCCAGCCCGAUAGCAUCUACACCAACUCAAGCCACACCCACAGUCCCUGGCACUCCUGGAUUCGAAAUAUGGCGUCCUCCCCCUUCGAUGGGGUCCAAACCAGAGCCCUCUGGUCUCACCAACGCGACCAACUUUGCAGGAUAUUUUAGACCACCGGUACCAACGACGCCAAAGCCGGUUGUGAACACAGGCAAUCAGUUCAUUUUGGAAUUCAACCCCAGCGCUGCCAAGGCAGCCAAAGGGAAGGCUCCAGCAAAACCACCAAGGCCGCGAUUGCCUCCACGGAAACCUACUGCCGUCACACAAACACAAGCUUCGGCGCGAGAACUGACACCUGCGCAAGCGCCAACACCGAGACCGGUACCAGCCGCUGCUCCGACUCCAGGGCCAAUGUCUCCUCCCCCAAAACCGCCUCGACCCUCAGAACCGCCUUUUCCUUCCUCUUCCUCUUCUUCUUCCACCCCCUCUAUUGCACAACGGAAGGAUUCGAUUUCUCUUCGUGCCCAGGCAGGUACUAGGCCGUCACGGGAACAGGUUCCUGCAGAGGCCUGGGAGCAAUAUAAGUCCACCAUCCGAACUCUGUAUCUUGAGGAAAGAAAACCGUUGAAAGAGGUCAUGAGCAUCAUGUCUGAACAAUAUGGUUUUCAAGCUACACCAAAGAUGUACAAGACUAGGUUUUCUCAAUGGGGUUUUGUGAAGAAUAACACAGAAGAAGAAGUCAAGCGGUUGUUGUCGAUGAAAUUUCAGCGAGAUGCCGAGGGCAAGGUUUCCGAAUUUGUCCGAAAUGGCAGGGUGGUUAACUUGGGUACUUAUUUGAAGCGAAAGGGCGUGACGGAGUAUGAUUUGGUGGAUUUCGAGCUGCCCGCCGAUCUGCCAGCCCAUAUUCGAUGUAGAACACCAACGCCGCCUCCAGCACUGCGAUCCCCUGACCUCCUUCGCGCCCAAGAGCUUGUCGUUGGAAACAUGCGAAAGGCAUUUUUGCACUGCCGGCAAUUUGAGAUGGAGACUGAUACCCAGAUUAGUUGGCCAUCAAUCAUGGUUUGGGGGGCUGGAUCAAGCGACCUCUUGCUUGAGGCCAACUUUCAUUUCGAAGCCCGCGAUGCAGAUCAAGGAGGCGACUAUAUGAUGCGAGCCUUCAAACAGCUCGAGGUGGAUUUGAUGAAGCUUUCACCCCAAGGCAUCAUGGAGCUAAUCUUGGGUAUGAUUAACGGUGAUCCCGGCAUGAUGACGGCCCUCUGCAAAUAUUUGGCAGCGUAUUCGUCGACAAACUUUGAACGCACACAUCCACUUCGACAGAUCUUCACUUGUUUAUAUGAAGUGCAACAGAAGCAUGGCGCCAAGACCCUCUCCGAACUCUUGUGGAUUAGCAUCUCCACAAUUGCCGAAGAACUCGAAGCGAUCUACGGACGCCGCCAUCCGUAUGUGGCCCGAACAUGGUCCGAUCUUGCGCUGUUUUAUAACCAGGUGAAUCCGGAGAGAAUUGAAAAGCUGGUCAUCGAACUUCGAGCGCUUCAAAGACAACUCGAGCAGCGGCAUGGUGAAACCAGUGUCGAAGUGCUGGCUAUCCGAUACUCCAUAUUGCAGUUGCUGUAUGCUGCAUCUCCGAGUUCCGAUGUCGCGAAACAAGCCGCAAACGACUAUUGGAACCUAUUGCGGAGUAUGAACACAAUGUUCCCGAUGCGAGAUCCGCGUCCGAAUAGCUACUGCUACCACAGUCCGCUCAAGGUCGAUCCGUGGACAAAAAGAUGCCGGAGACGAUACGAUCCACUCGUAACCAUUAUGGAAGAGCUUGUUGGAGUGAAAAUCCAUCCUUAUUUUGAAGAAGACUUUCACACAACGGAGCAUGCUCAAGAGCCUCAGAAUGCGUGGGCGGCGGCUCUCCAGAUGGGCACAACAAACAGGUCCUGGGGCUUCAUUUAGCGAAAUGUCCCAAAUGGCACAAAUAGCAGGUAUCAUAAUACCUCUGUCACUCGUUUACUUAUGACGACUAUCUUGUUCGGGAAGAAAGAAAAAAGCCUAUGAUGCGCGUUUUGGCGAGCAUGGAUUGUUGAGAUUGGUUGUCGAAUGUCUCAGCAAAUGAUUGAUACCCAGCAUCAAGAGGGUUAUGGCGCGCAUAGCGACUCAUUUCCAUCUCAUGUCGAGCCUGGAGUUUUGGACGGCUGAUAUUUUCACCCUCGUGAAAUUUCCUUUCUCAUCUUGGUUGACGCUGACAAGCCCUUUUCUUUGAAUUGUUUGAUGCAGCUGCUGCACCUCGAGCCGGCGUUUUAUUUUUGGAGGCCUUGACCUUGGAUGCAUGUCCAUCCGUGUAUAAUAGUGUGUGGUUCUUUAGUUUUGCUUUUUUUUUUUUUUUUGGUCUUGUGCAGUGCUUUGCUUUUUUUUUGUGUUGUGUGUGUUUCUGAGACCACAAAGGGAGGCGAACAUGAGGUUUGGAGCUGUGGUGGCGCAGAAACGAAGCCAGGCUGGGCUUUGCAAAAGAAAAAAAAGAAGGGCGAAGGAGGAGUUGAUGGGAUUUGGGCAGAAAAAUACCUUAUCGAGCAUUUCCUGCAUUAUCUGGGAAGGCGACGGCAGGCUGGAGUUUGGAUGGCAGGAACGGACGAGGAGGCAAUUGUCAUGCAGAUGGUAGAACCAGGCCGUCCUUCUGGGAAGGAGCGGCAGCCCACUGAUUUUCAUUGCACCUUCUUUUCUAUCAACUUGCCUGUUAGUAUUAAAACUUUUCGUAAUGAAUAAAGACAUGAUGACAUCGUAC
Messenger RNA from Trichoderma atroviride IMI 206040, 3442 nucleotides. RefSeq lists its product as uncharacterized. Lineage: Eukaryota; Fungi; Ascomycota; Sordariomycetes; Hypocreales; Hypocreaceae. The record is from RefSeq and is a predicted model, not a curated record.